This is a messenger RNA of Polyodon spathula (Mississippi paddlefish), 3704 nucleotides long. RefSeq names its product putative sodium-coupled neutral amino acid transporter 10. The coding region runs from base 129 to 1811 and encodes 560 amino acids. The record is from RefSeq and is a predicted model, not a curated record. The transcript is spliced from 5 exons. NCBI's taxonomy places the organism in Eukaryota, Metazoa, Chordata, Actinopteri, Acipenseriformes, Polyodontidae.
AGCUGCCGGACGCCGGGCAGGGGGAGAAGGAGCAGGUUGAGCCCCCACAGAUUAAAGGCCCUGUGGAGAUCAUCCCAGAGAAGAAGGGCAAACUGGAAGAAGUUCAGCUGGACAGACCCAACCCAGGGAUGGCGGUCCCAGUCGGGGAAGCCCAUCGACACGAGCCUCCCAUUCCUCACGAUGAGGUCAGGGUGGACGUAAGGAAGGACAAAGAGGACUCGUCCGAGAAGCGGCCUCCCGCCAACGCUGACCUCAAGCAGGAGGCGGAGCAGGGCGAGAGGAAGGAGGUGGGGCUGGGUGAGGGGGAGGCUGCAGGUGUUGCGGUGCAGGAGGAGGAAGGGCAGCCAGCUGAACACGCCCAGGGGAACAACGCUCUUCAGCGGCAGCCACAGCAGGAGGGCAGACCAGCCUACAAAGACCUCGAGGGAGCGGAAAAGCAGGAGCCGCCCCCUAGGGAAGAGGAGCACGCUGGGAAGGAGGUGCAGCAUGAGGGCGGGAAGCCUGUCGACGCUGGGAAGGUACCAGAACACCAUGGGGGGAACGUUGAGGAGGUCCCCGCUCAACUUGAGGGGGACAAGGCAGUGGAGCAGGGCGAUGCUGAGGGGAAUAAGUUGGAUGGACAGGAGGGCAAGUUUGAUGAAGCAGGCCGCGCAGAGCAGCUGGAGCACGCUGUGCUCAUGCAGGUCAUCCAGGUGCAACAGCAGCAGCAGAGACUGCUGGACCAGCAGGAGAAGCUGCUGGCUGUAAUCCAAGAGCAGCACAAGGAGAUCCAUCAGCAGGACAAGCCUGCAGGUUUGGAUGAACAGGGAGUCCCAAGCGAAGAGAAAGCAGCACAGGAGAAGCGUAAUGCCCAGGAGGCUCCAGCAGCAGAGGCAGCAGGAGCAGCAGCGGGGUUGGAGAAAGAACCCCAUCUGGAGCAGCUGCCUAAGGUUCCAGCAGCUGGAGGGGAUGUGAACCCCAAGGGUCCAAAACCUCCAGAGGCCCCUCAAGAGGAUAUCAAGAAUGAUAAAGAGCCCAAAGUUGAGUCCAAUAAGAUCAGGGAUACCGCAGUCAAGCUGGGAGUGAAGCACCCAAAGGAGGAGCCCAAAGUGGAUGUCCAGAAUGCCAAUGAGUUGCCAGGUGGUGGUGUAGAAGGGCACAGGGAGGUUGGUGCCAGAGGAGUACCCCUGGGGCAGAAGGUUCAUGUGAAGGAGCCUCCGCUCAAGGACGUGAGAGCGGGGCAAGCCCAAGGCAGGCCAGAACUGCAGCCUCAGGAAGGGGUUGUGCAGGCGGAGAAGAGAGCUGUGCCAGAUGCAGGAGUGGUGAAGCCCAUGGAACCAGAACAAAAAGAAAAACAGGACAGCGAAGUGGCACAGCAUCAGCAUCCCCGCAAGGUGGUGCUGAAAACCGAGGAGGAGCUGAAUAUGAAGAGGGACCAGGGCCAGGCUGCGGUGGACAAAGACCUAAAAGAACAAAACCAGGAGGAAAUGGUUCUGAAGCAGCACAGAGUGAGGGAGCACAGAGAGGUAUCCAAGAAGGAAGACCACAAUGACCAGCAGCAGCAACAGCAACAUCCACAGGAGGAUGUGGACAAGGUGCCUGCGGUGAAAGAGAAGCCGAACCGAGACGCGGAGAUGGAUCUGAAGAGAAGGAAGAGGAGAGAGCUGCAGGCCGGGCAGCACCAGGAGCCUGCAGUCAUGGGUCUGGAGCCCCUCCUGAACCUGGGGGGGUCAGACCUCCACGCAGCACUGGAGGGACAGCUGCUGGGGGGCGCGCUGGUCCACACACGGCAGAUCAAAGAAGCUGAGACCCCCAGCGAGAAACAGAGAUAAUCUUCAGGGGGGGGGGGGGGGUCUGGCGGCGCUGCUGCUACCAUAGUGUCGGAUUUGGAUUUGCAACCAGCAUUGCAAAACCGGGACGUUCAUUUAUUUCCUUUCUGCAUAUCUGAAGACAAUGUUAGCAGCAGAAUUCAUCCCUGUGGGUGUGUGUUGCAUGUUUGUUUUUUGUUUUGUUUUUUUUAUUAUUUUUUGCCGUUUGGCUGAAUAAAUAUUUUUAGGAAUAGGCUACCAUAACCCCUCCAUUCCAAUAGCAGAUGUAGCAAUUUUUAAAAUAAAAACUAGUAAUCCUUUAUCUCCUCCCUCAAAUGGAUUUUACCUAUUAAAAUAAUAAAGAUGUAUUUUAUUACAUUUUGAUCAUAUGAACUGGUAACCACAUUCUUGAAUAACUUACUGGAGCACAGCGUGAAGACGACACACCUUCAUCUAUUUAAAGUAUUCCACAGUAGUAGAAAUGUUGUGUGCCCAGUUCUUGGGUUGUGUUGAAUUAAGUGAAUGAGCCAGCAAGUAAUUUCGUCCAAGAGUUUUGCAUUUUUUUUCAUUCAAACACCAGCAUUAGUUUAGGGACAGAUUUCAUUUGCCUGCCUUCAAUCAUAUCUCUGAACAUACAGCAUGAAAACUUUUUUCAUAAACUAGACUCUUUACAGGUUUUCUAAAAUCUCUUUAUGAAGUGGCUCAAUCGUUUUAGUGGGAGUCAGGAUUUGGAUUCCAACUCUGCAUGUUGAUCAGUGCUCCAUUCCUCUUGGGGGCAAGCCACUUAAACUCUGCCCCCCAGUGGAAAGUAUAGGAGUUGAAUCCUGGAGAAGUCAUACUUCAAACAGCUAGGCUGAGUUGCCUUUCUCAUCUGUUAAUAUUACACCUGGAAUAUUAAGCGCUCUUAAAUAACAUGGUAAUUAUUCUAAAUCUAUUUGUGGCUUAACCAAAAUAGCAAUGUUAAUGGCCGUGUAUGCGACGCUGGUUUUGAGUUUUUCUGGGAAGCGACUUAAACAUCUCCCUAAAAUGAUUCCUGAUAAUUUAACAAACCAAAAUCUGUUCAGUUUUCAGCUAGAUCCUGUCGCUCACUGUGCUAGCUUUCACCGGCUUGUGUUGGACACAAUGGGUUCAAUGAUAAUUUGCUGUUUUUCAGUAUUCGUUUUCAGUUUUUGAAGUGUUAGUCAGAUAACGAAAUAACGGAGCACUAAAAAAGACAAAUUCUGAUGGUUUUUUAAAAUUUUAUUUCGUUUUUUUAACCAUGACUAUUUAACACUCAAGAACUGAAUUAGGACAUGCUCAAGAAACCGAAUGACAAACCGAAUUAAAUUUUUUUUUUUUUUUUAAAGUAUUCUUUAUUCUUCUUUUUGUUAACAGAGAGGAGGUACUAAAAAUGAGAAAUUGUUAUCAAAAACUAUUGUAAAUAUGCACACCAGGAAGAAACAAAUAAUACAUACAUGUUUCACCAAAACUCUAUGCUGAAAUGGCUAACCUACAGACAUCUGCUUCAGAGUUGAAUUGCUUCUAUUUUGUGUGAUGACCAAAAACAGAUCGUGGGGCAAGUAUAUAGCCCUUCUACUUCCAGACUGCCAAAACAGUAUUGAACACGCCUGUAAACUCUAGUGUGUUUGUGUAUGAUUUAGAUUUAAUCUGGGCUAUGUUGUGUAGAGAAUAGCUGUGUUUAAAAUGUAUUUAAACAUUCCAUUUUCUAGUGUGACUUUUAUAUGCUUUUUUUUUUCUUCUCCAGUGCCUUACUGAUUAACUUCAGGUUUGAUGUUAUCAACAGUAUAUUGUUAUAUGUCCAUUGCUUUACUUGAACCAAUUGUUGUUGUAUCUGUUUGCCCAUAUUGUCUGUGUUGUUACCUUGUGUGCCUUACCUAGCCUGAAUUGCUGGGCACCUUAAUAAAAUGAUUAACUAUC